GGGUAUGAUGAACGAACAGCAGUGUAUGUUUGACGACGCCUAACUUUAACUCCCCCAAUUCGAUCCCUUUUAUUUUUUUUUUGUCUCCUUUCGAUUCCGCCGCGGUUUGGUUCCCCCGAAGAAGCUGCUCCAACAGCAACCGCAGAGAAAACCUAGAAAUAGUCCAUGGUGAUGUACGGACGAGCCCAUAUCAGAAACGGGUCGCAUCCGGACACGGGCUCUAAAUGGGCUCCCUCCGGGCCCGACCCGGAUCUUGAAGAAUCAAUGCAGAGGCUGGGGUUAUGGGGCGGCGGCGAGCGGUACCCGGAAAGGCCCGGGGCCACCCUCUGCGCCUACUACAUGCGGACCGGACUCUGCGGGUACGGUGCCAAGUGUCGGUUCAAUCAUCCUCAUGAUCGUGGCUCGGUUGGGGCAGCGCAAUUUGGAGUAGGGGUAUAUCCCGAGCGACCGGGAGAGCUUACUUGCCAGUUCUAUUUAAGAACCGGAACCUGUAAAUUUGGGGCCUCCUGCAAGUUCCAUCACCCAAGAAAUGCUGCUGGAUCCUUGAUUCGUGUCCCGCUUAAUACUAGUGGAUACCCGUUACGACCGGAGGAAAAAGAAUGCUCCUACUAUUUGAGAAUGGGGCACUGCAAAUACGGUUUAACAUGUAAAUACCAUCACCCUCAACCUGGUUUAUCACCAGGACCGCCAUCAACUGCACGCCCAUUUUAUCCGACCGUGCAGUCUCUUCCCGGACUUCCCACAGAACAGUACGGUGGCACAACUGCUAACUUUCGGGCCACAAGGCCUCCAUUAUUACCCGCUUCAUAUUUGCACAAUGGUUAUGCUCCUGUACUGCUUCAUGGCAUGGUCCCUGUUCCAAAUUGGAGUUAUUCGGGACCAGUUAGCCCUUCUCUUUCUACUGGAGCUCAACCUUCUAACGGGCUAGCAUCUGUUUACGGGAUAUCACAGAUGGUUUCUUCUCCAACUGCCUUUCCAGCACCUUAUUCUCCUUUGCAGGCGGCAUCCGCUGGUCUGUCAAGAAGUGCUCAGAACGAAAAGCGUUUUCCUGAAAGGCCGGGCCAACCUGAGUGUCAGCACUAUAUGAAAACUGGGAAUUGUAAAUUUGGGCCAAUGUGUAGGUAUCACCACCCUCCAGGCUGGAUUGGAUCAAACACCAAUUGUGUUUUCAGUCCUUUUGGGCUUCCUUUGCGUCCGGGCGCGCAACCGUGUUCCUUCUAUCUGCAAAAGGGAGUCUGCAAGUUUGGUCCGAGCUGUAAAUUUGAUCAUCCGAUGCAGAUUAGAGUAUAGUUUGUCCAGUCUUCCUGUCACACCUUCGGUUAACUGGUAAUACCCGCUGCGCUUUGGUUCCUAUUUCUUUGCCAAAGCUGUGCUUCGAUUCGUUUUAUUUCGCAUAUUCAAUUUAAGGUAAGUUCAACGCUUAAACUUAUUCGACGCUAGCCCGAUCCACACCCGAAAUGUGCCUGUUUUAUGUUUUGGGUUUGUAGAGCUAGAGGAAGACUGCUGUUUUUUCUUUCUUUCUUUCUUUUGGGUCGACUCUGAGGUCUAUUUGUGUGUCAUGUGCAUGAAGUUCCACGAAGUAUGCUAAGUAUGCUAGAUUCUCCCUUCUGGGAACUUGAUGUAUUUUUUUUGCUAGGAGUAAUAUUAAAAAGUAGUCAUUAUUAUUGACAAUGUUUUAGUUUGGGGCAUGUAAUGGACUACAUCAAAAUGACAAAUGAAAAUUGAGAAGCCCA
Messenger RNA from Cuscuta campestris, 1733 nucleotides. Lineage: Eukaryota; Viridiplantae; Streptophyta; Magnoliopsida; Solanales; Convolvulaceae. The record is from the annotation of a GenBank genome assembly.